GGCAUGAGCUCUGCUGGGACCCUGCCCUGGCUUAGCCAGCAGCUGUGGGCGGGCCCCUGGCCUUUUCCAACCCCAGAGCCUCCCCCUGCAUUCUGGAGUCCGGAGCUGUUGCCUCUGCUGUCGCUGCCGCUGCUGCCACCGCCACUGCCCUUGAUCGCUCACUGCUCCCCCGCCCAGCUGCCCUUCUCACCUGGCCAUGCGCACAGUGCCCCUGGGGACUCCAGCCCAGCUCUGAGCCCUGGGACCCUCAGCCCCCUCUCCCCCAGGGCCAUGGCCAACUCGGGCCUCCAGCUCCUGGGGUACUUCCUGGCCCUGGGCGGCUGGGUGGGCAUCAUCGCCAGCACGGCACUGCCGCAAUGGAAGCAGUCCUCCUACGCGGGCGACGCCAUCAUCACUGCCGUGGGCCUCUACGAAGGGCUGUGGAUGUCCUGCGCCUCCCAGAGCACCGGCCAGGUGCAGUGCAAGCUCUACGACUCGCUGCUUGCCCUGGACGGUCACAUCCAGUCUGCGCGAGCCCUGAUGGUGGUGGCUGUGCUCCUGGGCUUCGUGGCCAUGGUCCUCAGUGUGGUCGGCAUGAAGUGCACGCGCGUCGGGGACAGCAACCCCAUCGCUAAGGGCCGUGUGGCCAUCGCCGGGGGCGCCCUAUUCCUCCUGGCAGGCCUCUGCACCCUGACGGCCGUCUCGUGGUAUGCCACCCUGGUGACCCGGGAGUUCUUCAACCCCAGCACGCCUGUCAACGCCAGGUAUGAAUUUGGCCCCGCCCUGUUCGUGGGCUGGGCCUCGGCUGGCCUGGCCAUGCUGGGAGGCUCCUUCCUCUGCUGCACGUGCCCUGAGCCCGAGAGAGCCAACAGCAGCCCGCAGCCCUACCGGCCCGGCCCUUCGGCUGCUGCCCGAGAACCAGUCGUUAAAUUGCCCGCCUCCGCCAAGGGCCCCCUGGGUGUGUAAAAUCCAGAUCCCCAGCCAGGCUCUGUCCCCUGCCACAUCUACACUGUGUGUUUGAUAUUUUAUGGAAAAAGAAGCGACCAUCAGCCCUAA
Messenger RNA from Oryctolagus cuniculus (rabbit), 1035 nucleotides. RefSeq names its product claudin 19 (gene CLDN19). The record is from RefSeq and is a predicted model, not a curated record. Gene Ontology annotation, molecular function: structural molecule activity. Gene Ontology annotation, cellular component: bicellular tight junction; membrane. Lineage: Eukaryota; Metazoa; Chordata; Mammalia; Lagomorpha; Leporidae.